AUGCGCCGAAGUUUCACGUUCGUUCCAUGUUCGAAUUUCGUUACCACCGCUGUGGCGAAGGCUCGGUUCAACUGGUACAAUAUUCGAAAGACGACAGACAAUCCGAAAUAUGGCGAAAUCGACUACUUCAAAAACGAGGCGUUGAAACUCGAGCCGCGACCGGGCUAUAUUGAUCGAUUGGGAGAGGUGUGGUCUUUGAUGAUCGCCGUAAGCCGCGACGUGUUCUUUAAGCGAGACGAUAACCUAAUCAAACACGACGGAAACUAUGGCUUGCCCCAGGUCGACUUGUCUCAGCCUAAAGCUGAAUACGAAGGCAUUGCCGCAGCCCCAGAACCUGUGAAAAAAAUAUUCAGCAUAGCCUACGGUGAAAGAAAAGAUUUGACUUUUCAGUGGAAGAGAAAAUUAAUGGAUAAAGUUCGGUGUAAUGAGCUGGACGACGAAUCCUACGAGGCCAGGAUCGCCAAGCAUACCGCACUCAUUCGUCAUUGGACAAUGUUGCUGCACGAUAUGGAAAAGAAACCAGGCUGGCUGCGAGAUGCCAUUUAUAUUUCCAUAAAUCAUCGCCGCAAGUUACUGCGAUUGUUGCGGGAGCAAGACGAAGCUUCUUUUCAACGAGUGUUAAAGGAUUUGAAUAUUGCAUAUCACGUAGAACCUUUACCAGAGGAUAAACCCCUGCAGACGCGCAAGGGGUGGGUGGAGUACAUUAUAAAGGAGAAAGUCGAUAUUAUUAAGGAAACAAAAUUGCGCGAAUUUCAUGAAGAACUUAAAAAGAGACAGAAUGCGUUUCUUCGACAAAAAGAGAAGCUUCUGUCAGAAUUUGACGCGGAAGAAAAGCGAAUACGAUCAGAACUUGAUUCAUUGAAAGAUGAAGACGAUAAAAUAUUAAUUCCGGUUGGGCGAUACGUCGGUCAUACAAUAGAUGAAGUAUCUGAAAAUGUUAUGCAUGAUUAUUAUUAUAGACCAGUCAAAGGUUCUGCCGUUUCUUCAACGUAA
Soboliphyme baturini is the source of this 993-nucleotide messenger RNA. The record is from the annotation of a GenBank genome assembly. NCBI's taxonomy places the organism in Eukaryota, Metazoa, Nematoda, Enoplea, Dioctophymatida, Soboliphymatidae.